AUGCAAUCCAAUAACAUUAGUUCCAUUGAAGUCACCGAUAGAGCUCGUAGACGAAGGGCAACUAUUAACCUGUCAAGCGUUCUUGGUUGUCAUAGAUCGACUUAUAACAGACGAUGGAAUAAAAUACGAAUAGCUUUCAUGAAAAAACAUAACUUGCUUUCAUUUAGUGAGUCGGCUAGUGAAAGCACAAUCACAGUGGAGAGAAAAUUUACUAGUAAUGAGACUGCAAAUAUGACACCAUCCACUAGCUGA
Messenger RNA from Schistosoma spindalis, 252 nucleotides. Lineage: Eukaryota; Metazoa; Platyhelminthes; Trematoda; Strigeidida; Schistosomatidae. The record is from the annotation of a GenBank genome assembly.